Messenger RNA from Malurus melanocephalus (red-backed fairy wren), 2206 nucleotides. RefSeq names its product serpin family G member 1 (gene SERPING1). Lineage: Eukaryota; Metazoa; Chordata; Aves; Passeriformes; Maluridae. Bases 16 to 1626 code for a protein of 536 amino acids. Gene Ontology annotation, molecular function: serine-type endopeptidase inhibitor activity. Gene Ontology annotation, biological process: negative regulation of endopeptidase activity. The record is from RefSeq and is a predicted model, not a curated record. The transcript has 9 exons.
CCCGGUGCCACCGGGAUGGGCUCCGUGGGGACACGCCUCUGGGCGGGCGGGACCAGGUUCUCCGACCGCGCCCCCGGCACGGGCACGGUCGGACCCGGCCAGAUCCCCCGGCGCCCGCUGGACACGCAGGGACCGACCCGCCGAGCACCCAGGAUGCCCACCAGGACACUCUGGCUGCCUCUGGCGUGGCUGGUGGCCACAGCCACGGUCACUGUCACCCCGGUGCUCRCUCUGGAGGCCUCUCCCAGCUGGAUGACGCUGCUUAGAGAGCACCCGACCCCGCCUGUGCCCCCUGCUCCUGCCACGUCUCCCUCGCAGGACUUGGGGACACCUGUCCUGCCUGUGCCCACCCCCAGCGACCACCCCGAGUGGCUGCCUGGCUGGGAUGUCACAGAUGUUCCCAGCCCUACAGCGCCCGAGGGAGCACUGGAGGAGCCGRACACCACGGCCAACGACACCGCUCCGGGCACCAGCGCCCCGCUGUGCCCCGGUGACGAGGAGCCGGCCGAGACCUGCGGGGAGCCCACGGGGGAGCAGCGGGCGGCCGUGGCCGAGGCUCUGGGCACCUUCGCCCUCCGCUUCUACCAGCGCAUGGCAGAGGCUGCCCAGCCCGACGCCAACCUGCUYUUCUCCCCCAUCAACGUCGCCACGGGGCUCUCGCACCUGCUGCUGGGCGCCCGCGGCGAGACCCGGGAGCGUCUGGCCGCCCUCCUGGCGUACCCGCCGGGGCUGGGCUGCGUGCACGGUGCCCUGCAGGAGCUGGCCGGCUCGCCCGGCCUCUUCUCGGCCGCUCAGAUCUUCCACGACCCAGAGCUGCACCUCCGGCCCCGCUUCCUCAACGACUCGCUGCGCUUCUACGGCGCCCGCCCGUCCGCCCUGAGCGGCAACGAGAGCCUGGACCUGCAGCUCGUCAACGCGUGGGUGCGGGAGGCCAGCAAGGGGCUGCUGCCCACGCUGCUGUCCGCAAUGCCCCCCGAGCCCCGCCUGCUGCUGCUCAGCGCCGUCCACCUGCGCGCCGCCUGGCGCACGCCGCUGAACCGCAAGAAGACGGUGCCGCUGCCCUUCCUGCGGCCCGGGCACCCCCCGCGCGUCGUGCCCACCAUGACCAGCGCCAAGUACCCGGUGGCUUCCUUCACCGACUCCCGCCUGCAGGUCCAGGUGGGACGGCUGGAGCUCAGCGGGGAGCUGAGCCUGGUGGUGCUGAUGCCACGGGGRCCCCUGGAGCCUCUGCAGACCCUGGAGCGGGCGCUGGACCCCCCGACCUUCCUGGGGUUGCUGCGGCGGGCGGCCCGCACCCCGCUCCGGGCCACCGCGCUGUCCCUGCCCCGCCUGCGCCUCGACCUCGCCCUGGAUGUGGUGGAGCUGGUCCACGACAUGGACUUCGGGCUGUUCCUGGACGCGGAGCUGUGCGGGCUGGCGUGGGGCCCGGCGGCGGUGGACGCGGCGCGGCACCGGGCGGUGCUGGCCCUGGACGAGGCCGGCGUGGAGGCGGCGGCAGCCAUGGCCACCUCGGUGGCUCGCUCGGCSCUGGUGCUGGAGGCCCUGCGCCCCUUCCUCUUCGUCCUCUGGCACAACACCGGCGACUUUCCCGUCUUCAUGGGCCGCCUCAGCGACCCCCAGCCCUGACUCUGCCCCUCCUGUGCCUGCCUUCCCUCCUCCCACCCCUCCCUCCUCCCACCCCUCCAUCCUUCCCUCCCGCCUCCUCUUCUCCCUCCUCCCUCCAUCCCUGCCUCCUCCUCUCCCUCCUUCCCUCUCUCCUUUACCCCUUUCCUCUCUCCUCCCAUCCUUCCUUCCCUUGUCCCUCCUCCAUUCCCUCCCUCCCUCCCCCCCUCCGUCCCUCCGUCCUUCUUUCCUCUCUGCAACCCUUGUCCCUCCUUCCUUUCCUUCUCUCCUCCCUCCCUCCUUCCCCUCUCCCCGCCAUCUCCCCCCUUUCCCUCCCCAUCUCCUCACCCUUCACCCGCCCCAGCUCGCCAGGGCACCAGGGGGACCCUGCUCCUCCCGUGCCUCAGUUUCCCCACCAGCUCGGGGUCCCAAUAAAGGCACCGAUCACCUCCCGGCUCCUGCGUGUGAGGAGGGGAAAGGGGCAGGCGGGGGCCACUGGUGYCCCCCACUCUGCGCCAAACUCUGUGCCAGAGCGAACCAGGGGUGGUGGCAGCGCCGGGGCAGGUGACACCCAGCACUUUUCUUAAAAAAAAAAAGCCUUUAU